Messenger RNA from Clonostachys rhizophaga, 606 nucleotides. The record is from the annotation of a GenBank genome assembly. NCBI's taxonomy places the organism in Eukaryota, Fungi, Ascomycota, Sordariomycetes, Hypocreales, Bionectriaceae.
AUGAGGAUCCGAUUUUCAUUUGCAGGUGUCUUCCUGCUCCUUCUUCUAGCUGCCGCAUACGCCGGCCUUACCUCAUUGCAACUCGGCCACAUUGUCAAUGAUAAAGUAUUGCAUGUUGCUACAUUCUUUGUUUUGACCGUGGUAUUUUACUGGAUUGUGGAUACAAACCGACGCCGAACGCUUCACAUGACCCUCAUCGUCUGUACCUUGAUCCUGGGUAUCGGCUCUGAGUUUCUUCAGAGCUUCCUCCCGAAUGGCCGCGAAUUCGACAUGUAUGAUAUUGUUGCCAACAUCGUGGGCAGUCUGGCUGGUCUAGGACUUUGCGCCUGGUAUCACAAGCGCAUGCUAGAUCGUCGGCGACAGCGUAAAACAUACAAUGCGGUCCCUGGGGAAGACGAAGCGGACCUAGAACUUGGCGAGGGUCAUGAGACGGGGGUCGCUGACGAAGCCCCGCGAGCUCGGACCUUGGAGGAAGAGGUUGAUAAUUGGGACGAAAACGCGCAGGACGAUUGGGAUGAGGAAGAUGUUGCUGAUGGCAAUACAUCAAAGAAGACCAAUGACACAGAAGUUCCGGGCCCAAGCGACGCGAAAAAGCGUGCUGAUUGA